Molecule: messenger RNA, 950 nt
Organism: Zingiber officinale
Lineage: Eukaryota; Viridiplantae; Streptophyta; Magnoliopsida; Zingiberales; Zingiberaceae
Product: ATP-dependent DNA helicase Q-like 4A
Exons: 5
Coding region: 384-923 (179 amino acids)
Biological process (GO): double-strand break repair via homologous recombination
Cellular component (GO): cytoplasm; chromosome; nucleus
Molecular function (GO): four-way junction helicase activity; 3'-5' DNA helicase activity
Source: RefSeq, a predicted model, not a curated record
UCUCCGCAAUCCCGCACGGCUGCAAGCGUUAUUUUCUUCUCCGGCUGCACCGGCUGCACGCAAUCUUCUUCUCCGGUCCCAAAUCAGGCACAGCUCUAAGGCAGGAAUGGCUCUGAGGGGCAAGCGAUCUUCUUCUCUGGUCCCAAAUCACGCACGACUCUAAGGCACCCAACGCUCCGGCUUAAGGGGCUCGCGAUCUUCUUCUCCGGAGUUCUUUCCACGAUCCACCGAACAAGAUCAAGUUUAGUUUACAUCUCAAAAAUAAGAUUCAGCAUCUUGAGAAAGACCUUUCCCUUUCAAAUCAAGAUGAAGAAAGACAGAGAUCAUCUUUCACGGCAUCAACAACUACUUCAAGGAAUUUUCAACUUGAGAGGCCCUCAAGUAUGACAGAUCCUGUCAACUUUAACUCCCAGGCUUACAUAAGAAAUGAACCAGGAGAUACUAUGACUUGGAGCUCACCUACUCCAUCCUGUUAUGCAAACCAGUUUGGGACUACAUCUGCAGAAAGACAAGUAUUUACUCCAAAGCUUCUUGACAUUAAUUACAUUGAAGGAUCUGGAGAUAAAAAAUGGAAAAGUUUAGACUUUCCAUGGACAAAGAAACUUGAGGCUAACAACAGAAAAGUGUUCGGUAAUCACUCAUUUCACCCCAAUCAAAGAGAGGUGAUCAAUGCUACAAUGAGUGGUUGUGAUGUCUUUGUUUUAAUGCCAACUGGUGGUGGAAAGAGGUUGACAUACCAAGCAAACAUUCCUGCUACUUAUCUUGGUGCCAAUAUUGAAUGGGCUGAACAACAGGAUAUUUUUCGGGAAGUGAUGUCUGAUGUUUGCAAAUACAAAUUGCAGUAUGUCACUCCAGAAAAAAUUGCAAAUUGCAGCUAUGGUGACAUCCAAGGUAGGGAAAUGCUAUGCAUUUACUGGCUUUGAAGCACUGAAGAAGUUGUUCCUUUUGAG